AUGCCGCAGGAUACUACCGAAUUCGCAAUGUCAAACGACCGAACAGAUUAUCCAAUGAAAAUAACCUUAAGCGACGGACAAGAAAUUUUAUGUGAAGAGUGGAUGUUUGAUCUAACAUUAGCAGAUUUUGUUAUCGCAGGUUUAAUACCUAUUGAUAAAGCGGUUUCGCUCAUAGAACAAUGGAAGCUCGAAGAUAGGAUCGCUGCUGCAGUCAAUUAUCAUCCACAAGUUCUUGAAAUUUUAAUGAAUCCAAAUAUAUCAGCAAGAAAUGUCUGUGUAAAUUGUAACACCUCCAAGUCUCCAGCAUGGCGAAGGGAUAAUCAAGGGAAAUUGCUUUGUAAUGCUUGCGGAUUAUAUUUGAAACAACAUGGAAUGAAUCGACCUGUUGAAUACAUACAAGGAGGAACCAUCAAAUAUAAGCGAUCAAAAAAGAAUUCCAGUUGUUGA
This is a messenger RNA of Funneliformis mosseae, 447 nucleotides long. The record is from the annotation of a GenBank genome assembly. NCBI's taxonomy places the organism in Eukaryota, Fungi, Glomeromycota, Glomeromycetes, Glomerales, Glomeraceae.